Molecule: messenger RNA, 714 nt
Organism: Sphenostylis stenocarpa
Lineage: Eukaryota; Viridiplantae; Streptophyta; Magnoliopsida; Fabales; Fabaceae
Source: the annotation of a GenBank genome assembly
AUGCAGCAGCAAACAGCAGACGAUAAGAGAGAGAAGGAAGGUGGAUUUAACAGCAAGAGAGAGAGGAAGUGGUGGUUGUUGAGAGAAAACGAAGAAGAAAGAAAGAAACAAAAAAGGCGUCGUUUGAAGAGUAGCGGAGCAGAAACCGCUAAGCAACAGCAACAACAACAACACUAUCAGUUCCCCGCCUCCAACCUAAUAUUUGGAAAAUGGGUUGAGGCCUUUGGGACGCUCGGUGUGCCAAUGAACGAUCGAUGUAACAUGAACCAAUUCACAUUAUCUAUUCCUGUAGUUGAUGGUCACACAUAUGCGCACAUUGAGAACGGCAUGAGAAAACGUUUCUUCAAUCUCAACCCCACCGGCGAACUAACCAACGAGACGUUCCACCAACUUUCGCUGCCGCGGUGCGGCGUCCCGGACGUGAACUUCGAGUUCUCCGCCGUGGGGAAUGUGUCGUGGCCCAAGGCCGGGCGGCAGUGGUUCUCCGGGAUGAGGCUCACGUACGGGUUCUUCCCGACGAGAAGGAUUCCGGGGAACGCGACUGAGGUGUUCAGGAGGGCGUUCGUGCGGUGGGGUAGGGCUGUUCCGGGGUUGAAUCUGACGGAGGGGAGUUAUGAUGAGGCUGAUAUUAGGGUGGGGUUUUACGAUUUUGACGAGGGCGUUGGAUUUGGAGAGUGUGGCGAUGCAUCAGAUAGGGCAUUUGUUAGGGCUUGA